Messenger RNA from Amphibalanus amphitrite, 1733 nucleotides. Its product is annotated as venom serine carboxypeptidase-like. The coding region runs from base 201 to 1649 and encodes 482 amino acids. The transcript is spliced from 8 exons. The record is from RefSeq and is a predicted model, not a curated record. Gene Ontology annotation, biological process: proteolysis. NCBI's taxonomy places the organism in Eukaryota, Metazoa, Arthropoda, Thecostraca, Balanomorpha, Balanidae. Gene Ontology annotation, molecular function: serine-type carboxypeptidase activity.
GACGUUGUGUAACUCAGAACGCAUUUUGAAUUGGCGGGGAGCCGCUGGGAUUUUUCCACCUGCCAAUGUGUGUGGUAUCAGCGUGAGGAUGAUGAUAGUUAUGGCGGACGAGGCUGAGCCAAUGUGUCGAUAAAGAGAGCGUCUUCAUCCAUUGGUGCGGCAGUCACACCUGGUUCGUAUAACACGUCAGAGGGAUCGCGAUGUUGCCGCUGCUGCUGUUGGCCGUCCUGCUGUCGGCGGUGCCGACCCAGGCGCUGCUGAGGUCACCGCUGAACCGCCGCUACCCGGCCGAUGUCGGUCGAAAACUGCAGCCGGGCGCCGGUGAACCCGGCGAGCCGCUGUUCCUGACUCCGCUCAUUGAGGCCGGCGAGCUGGAGCAGGCCCGCGAACAGAGCAGGGUGAUUGGCCUGCCUGGUGCCGGCGAGAAUGUAACCAGCUACUCGGGCUACCUGACCGUCAACAAGGAGUACAACUCCAACUCCUUCUUCUGGUUCUUCGAGUGCAAGGAGGCGCCCCAGGACGCACCGUUGCUGCUCUGGCUCCAGGGAGGUCCCGGCGCCUCCAGUCUUUACGGCCUGUUCGUGGAGAACGGUCCGUUCGGGGCUGACCUCGACCUGAACCUGGUGCCCCGCGAGCUCACCUGGACAAACACACACAACGUGCUCUACAUCGACAACCCAGUGGGAACCGGAUUCAGCUUCACCGACGAUGAGGCCGGCUUCGCCCGCAACCAGGAGGACGUCGCUCGCGACCUGUACGAGGCGCUCACGCAGUUCUUCACCCUCUUCGACAGCUACCAGUCCAACGACUUUUACGUCACCGGAGAGUCGUAUGCCGGUAAAUACGUUCCAUCUAUUUCGUACAAGAUUCACCAAGAGAACCCGACGGCCAAUCUGAAGAUCAACCUGAAAGGUAUGGCUAUCGGUGACGGUCUGGUGGACCCGAUCAACCAGCUGGACUACGGCUACUUCCUCUACAGCAUCGGGCUGGUGGACGCCAACCAGGCGCAGUACUUCCACGAUGGCGCUGACCGGACGGCCGAGCUCAUCCAGCAGGGCGACUACAUCGCCGCCUUCCACUCUUGGGAUGUCAUCCUGAACGGUGACAAGACGCCGUACCCGACCUACUACUACAACGUCACCGGUUUCGUCAACUACUUCAACUACCUCUACCCCAUCGACCCGAACGACAUCAGCACCAACCCGUACAACGACUUCCUGAACCUGCCGGCCACGCGCGCCUCCAUCCACGUGGGCAGCACGCCCUUCAGCGACGGCAGCGACGUCGAAUCCUUCCUGCUGGCCGACAUGAUGAACUCGUCGAAGCCGAUGGUGGAGGGCGUGCUCGACGGUGGCUAUCAGGUGAUGAUCUACAGCGGCCAGCUGGACGUCAUCAUCGCGUACACGCUGACGGAGCAGUGGCUGGCCUCUGCCGAGUGGCACGGCGCUGAGCAGUACCGUACCGCCGAGCGCUACAUCUGGCGCGAGGACGGCGAGAUUGCCGGAUACGCGCGCGUGGCCGACAACCUGCACGAGGUGAUGGUGCGUAACAGCGGCCACAUGCUGCCCUCCGACCAGCCAGAGUGGGGCUACGCCCUGAUCACUAAGUUCACCGGCACUGAUGGCACUGGAAAGGGCUUCAAAGCCUAAUGCAGACUCGUACCUGAUGCGUUUUUAGUCGCUAUUACGGAUUUGUGCACGUGAACCAUAAAUACACUACCAUUUGUUCCACUG